AGAGCGUGGACCUGCGCACGGAGAGCUGUCAUCAAAUAAAGCUUUAGUUCUGCCGUUCCUGUGGAUUUUUCUCCCGGCACCUCUAACUAAGGAGGAAUUUGUCAGCUCUUGUGUCAUCUGAAGGAAAUUUUUUUGUGACCUGAAGUGAGCUCUGCCUUCACGCCCAGAGUAUCUCAGCUUGGACUUCUCAGAGUUGAGGGCACAUGGGAGCUGAUGGGAGGAGGCCUACCGUCCCUGGGCUCUGAGGUCACAGACUGUCAUUUCACACCAGAAUAAUCGUCUGCACCGUCAACGAAAGUGCUCUGACUUCAGAGUGCGCUAGUUUCCCAUUCAAGGCACCUGAUGUUGAUGAGCCAAUAAGAAGACAAAGAGGAGAGGACCCUCUUAAUGAAUUCUCCCAAAACCUGAAAGGCAAAUACUGCAAGUUGGUUGUCGUGAGGAGGGAUGAGGACGAUUAGUAUGGCUUGGCUCUGUCUCCCAGCCUGCACCGCUCUCCUUGUUGGGUGCUUCCACAUGGCCAUCACUGAAAGCGACGUCACUCCACGCCUAACCUUUUCCUACAAUGCAAAAGAAAGGACAAGCAGAAGUUUCUCAGUCAGCGGGGUCUUCAACUACACCUCUCUCCUGCUCAGCAGUGAGGACAACAUGCUGUAUGUCGGCGCCCGGGAGAUUCUCUUUGCCCUCAACCUCUCUGACAUCAGUGCAAUCAGGCUACAGAGAAAUCUCACGUGGAAAACGCCAGAGAGUAAGAGAGAAGAGUGCAGUUUCAAAGGCAAAGACCCACAGAAGGACUGCUUCAACUACAUGAAGAUUUUACUCCGUGUGAACAGCACGCACCUCUACGUCUGUGGAACGUACGCGUUCAGCCCCACCUGUGCUUACAUAAGGACCGCUGACUUCUCCUUCGUCAAGAGCGAUGCCGGAGAGAUUGUCACAGAGGACGGACGAAGCCGCUGCCCGUUCAACCCUGAGUACAAGUCUACCGCCAUCAUAGCUGAUGGAGAGCUGUACACCGGCACCGUCAGUAAUUUCCAAGGAAAUGAACCCAUCAUUUACAAGAGUCUGAGCCAGGGAGCUGCUCUGAAAACUGAAAACUCUCUCAACUGGCUGCAAGACCCGGCCUUCGUCGGCUCUGCCUACAUACAACAGAGCCUGCCCAAGGGCAACCUGGUGGGCGACGACGAUAAGAUUUACUUCUUCUUCAGUGAAGCAGGAAAGGAGUUUGAUUUCUUUGACAACACCAUUGUGUCACGCAUCGCUCGUGUGUGUAAGGGUGACAUUGGAGGAGAGAGGGUGCUGCAGAAGAAGUGGACCACUUUCCUGAAGGCUCAGCUCUUGUGCUCUCUGCCUGACGACGGCUUCCCCUUCAACAUCAUCCAAGACAUGUUCGUGCUCACGCCCAGCCCCGAGGAGUGGAACGACACCGUGUUUUAUGGAGUCUUCACAUCUCAGUGGUACAAGGGUGCGUCUGGCAGCUCUGCAGUGUGCUCCUUCACCAUGGAGCAGGUGGAGAACGCCUUCGCCGGGCGGUACCGGGAGGUGAACAGAGGGACCCAGCAGUGGUACACGUACAACCACCCGGUCCCGGAGCCGCGGCCCGGAGCGUGCAUUACAAAUGCUGCCAGGAAGCAGGGCAUCUCCUCCUCGCUCCAUAUGCCAGACAAGGUGCUGAACUUCGUCAAAGACCACUUCCUGAUGGACACCGUGAUCCGCAGCCAGCCGCUUCUGCUGAAACGUAACGUGCGCUACACGCAGAUCGCUGUCCACCGUGUGCAAACAGCGAAAAAAGUGUAUCACGUGCUCUUCAUUGGCACAGAUGACGGCAGACUUCAUAAAGCCAUUAAUGUCAAAAACAAGAUGCACAUCAUUGAGGAAAUGGUGAUCUUCCAGGAUUCCCAGCCGGUGCAGCACAUUGAGCUGGACACUGAAAAGGGCCAGCUUUAUGUGUCGUCUCUCUCUGAACUGGUGGAGGUCCCAGUAGCCAACUGCACUAAUUAUCAGAGCUGUGGGGAGUGCAUCCUCUCCAGGGAUCCGUACUGUGCCUGGAGCGAGAGGCAGUGUGUAGAUAUCAGGAGCUCUCCUGCAAGCAAGGCUGGCGUGCAGGAUGUAGACGAAGCAGACACGUCAGCUAUUUGCAACAAGACGGCACCAAGCCCGCGGUUUCGUAAACCUCCACCUACACGUGCAUCGUCGUGCCAGGUGAUCAUUAUCCCGGCCAACACGUUCAAAGUGCUGCCUUGCAAGCCGCGCUCUAAUCUGGCGGAAAGUCGGUGGGAGUUCAGCGAGAACGCGGGCCACUUCCAUUACCCCAGCCCGGAGGGAGGCCUGGUGGUGGUGGCUCAGGCGGACAGGCAGGACACCUACGAGUGCUGGUCCGUGGAGGAAGGCUUCAGACAGCUGCUGGCAAACUACUGCGUGAGGGGCGAGGCCAGGCAGGAGAGCACAACCCCGGCAGGCCGUUCCCGCGCACCGCAGAUCUCCCGGGAUGAAUCCAUCAACCUGCCGGGGGAAACCCGGCUGCUGCAGACCAACACCAAGACCUACUGGAAUGAGCUGAUCGUGGUGUGCGUCCUGCUCGGAUUCUCCCUGGUGGUUUUCUCCCUUUUCGUGAUUUACAGACACCGCGACCACAUGAAGUCCAUGCUCAAAGAGGGGGAGUGCCCAAACAUGCAGCAGAAGAAGCCCAAAAUCGUUGUUAAGACCGCUGAGAACCUGCCGCUCAACGGUAACGCAGUUCCGACGUCAGUUUCCGAUCACAAAGGGUACCAGACCCUUAACGACAACUAUAUCUGCAGCACUCCGCCGCACGAGUGCUCAUCCCCAGACAACAGCAAGAGCUUCUCGGAGUCUGAGAAGAGGCCUCUGAACUCGAGAGAGAGCCACGUAGAGAUCUCCCCCACAUGCCCGCGGCCACGAGUCAGACUAGGCUCUGAAAUCAAAGACUCGAUAGUGUGAGGCCGGCUUCAUGUUGCAUGGAGUGAACUCAAAAAGAAAACAGUGCACUUGUUUAGAAAGACAAAACAUGAUAAGACGGGGAAGAAGCGCUCUCAUGGACAAGCAUUUCUUUACACGGAUUUUGCACUUUUUCCUCCUUUUAGUUUUGUCCCUGUGGUUCGAUGUGCAUUUCAUUCUGUUUUCCUCUCACGUGCCCUUAUUGAUGUGCACCUGAGUCACACUGAAGACGGAGAGGCUCUAGUCUGUCAGACUAAUGACGCUUUCACAUGCAAGUCACAGGGAUGUAGAGGCGGCAUCACAGGCAUCACGUAGUGAUUCAGUUUCGGAGCGCCGCCACUCCGUCCGUCCAUACGAUACACUGGUAAUGCUUUGAAAGGUGAACACGUUGCCUCUAACGCCGACACGGUGUCUGAUGUUUUAUUUUCAUUCUGAGGCUAUGCACUAUGUACCGUACUGUAGCAAAGUAUACAUAAGCAAGUCAGUGAUGUAAAAAAAAAAAAAAAAAAAUGUCCCUGGUUAGCCUGCGUGCAUUCAUGCCAGUCUUUUCAAAAACUGAACUACAACACAGAAAGAGCAAAAAUAAGAAUAAUUACAAGAUUAGAUUCACACGUUAGAUGAAAUGUAUUCAUAAAAGGAGCACACAAAGAACACACUAAAUGAAGUCGCAAAUAUACAGUUAUGUAUGUUUAAAGUAUUUGGAUUGUUUCUGGGUUUAAAUAUUCCUCUAACGAGGCCUGAAUUCGAACUUUUCUACAACUGAAUGUGAGAAAAAAAAAAAAGCUCAUUCCAGGUAUUAUCAUGCUGUUCUUCGUGAGAUAGCCAGUCUAUGCAAAGCACAUAAUGUGAAGUGAGGUGAACGUAAAGAAAACCUCGCCUUGAGACCGAGUAAGCACAAAGGUACUGGCGCUGUGAAUGACUUUAGAGUCUGUGGCUCUGCAAAAAGAAAAAAAACCGCAAGUAUGCAAGAGAGUUCAGCCAUUUUCGGUGUGUUUUAGUGAAGGAGAUCACGGAUCUCGUGGCCGUACAAGACACAGGGGUCAAGGAUCGUCACGGACAUCUGUGGCAGUUGAAUUACUGCAGCAUGAUGAAACUUUUACUGAUGAGGUGGCAACAUAUUUGAUAUUAGAGGUCAUACUUUAGUGUUUUAAACAUCUGGCACUGUUUUCAAAGGGAAAUGAUAAAAAGAAAAAAAAAGGUAUUUUAAUAAAACACCAGUAUAUUCUCACUUUUGAUAGACAUAUUAAGUGUGGAGCGUUAUCAAUGAAAGGGAGAAAACAGCCUCUGCUUGCUUAAAUGGUCUUAAAGGCAACCAUCAGAGCAAUAACUUUCAUUCUCAUUCAGUAAUAAACAUAUGAAAUGUCCAUUUAGUUUUUCUUAUUUGUGCAAAAAUAAUGAAUAGUUUACUGUACCACAUAAACCGCCAAAUGUAUAGGUCACGUGACACCAUGACCGUGUACACCAUAGCAAGUCUUACUUGAGUUUGAUUCAGAAUUACAGAAUGAAAUUUCAUGCAUUGAGAGAAGGUGUGCAACUUGACAAAAGAAAGCUUGGGAUUUGCACGUGAUGAUGAAAGCCUUAGUAUAAUGCAGGUUAUAGAUGCGAGUACAAAUCUGCCUUGGUCUAAACGAACAAUGCCUUCUGAUGUAAUAAUAAUGUGACGUGCCUCUUGAGAUCAAUAGCUAACCAGGUAGGGGUGCUGCAGAGUCAGAUGUGAUGCUGCGGCCGUGACAGGACUGGCCAACCUUCAGAAACGAUGACGCAACCAAGAAUCCACGCAGUUGAGCACCUGCUCACGUGGUCUUUCUUUAACUUCACUAUCUGAUCGGAUGGCUUCGACUGCAGUCAGGGAUGAAAUUUUAUUCUUAAACAUUAGUACAUAAAUAACCACUUUGAAAGAAAAUAUGAAAAGUAUUAUGGUACAUUUCUUGUAAAAUGCACUGCAAAAAAAAGAGUUUUGAUUGCGAGGGGUGGUCACCUGUAAUCCCUCGUGCAGUAUGAAAGAUUCAUGCUUCGACUGUUAUUACUAACACACACAAGCAGCAGCUUUUAGUAAAGUGGCUGUCAUCCGAAAUAUAUUGAAUUUGCUACAGCAAGUGCACAAGAAAUACAAAAUAGUAGUGUUUUAGUCGAAUGUGUGCAGGUUCUCUGAGACGAGGCCACAACUAUUAAAGCCACGGUGUAAGUAUUGGUGUCUGCUCUCUUAAUGAACCACUGUAGUCAGGCCUUCUGUACGCGUGGCUCAGACUCUCGUCGACAUGUAUUGUACAGCAAGUAAAAGUUCUGUUUUUGUUUUUGUAAAUUCAGCUGCCAAUGUACAAAUAUUUGUGAAUUGUAUUUUUUGUAUCAUACAUCACAGUUUUUUUGUUGUUUUUUUUUCCUUUUUUGUACUGUAUAUAAAAACAUUUUAUUUUAAUUUUUCUAAUAAAUAUCAAACGGAUAACUUA
Molecule: messenger RNA, 5399 nt
Organism: Cololabis saira (Pacific saury)
Lineage: Eukaryota; Metazoa; Chordata; Actinopteri; Beloniformes; Belonidae
Gene: sema4ba
Product: sema domain, immunoglobulin domain (Ig), transmembrane domain (TM) and short cytoplasmic domain, (semaphorin) 4Ba
Exons: 15
Coding region: 445-2955 (836 amino acids)
Biological process (GO): negative regulation of axon extension involved in axon guidance; negative chemotaxis; positive regulation of cell migration
Molecular function (GO): chemorepellent activity; semaphorin receptor binding
Source: RefSeq, a predicted model, not a curated record